GUACCUCCAAAUGCUUAGUUACCGCUAUAGCAACAAAAUGGCGGCAUCCUGACGAGAGACGAUUGAGAAAUGAGACUUCAUUGUACCACAACACAUUUUCGGCUUAUAGAUUUGUGACUAGUGAUGAAUAUAAAUACAGGUUGCAAAGAUGUCAAACACAUCCAUGUCCAAAAUUCUGCAAACACCAAAUGGAGAGGAGCCUGCAAUGUUCUUGCAGCGUCCUUCAUCAGGAAGCUCACAAGAUGUGCGGCAUAUUCUUGCACGUUGUUUUCGUGACCUGUAUAUGCGUGAGGCAGUAAGACAAGAGACAGUAGAGAAUCUGAGAACUUCAAAAGGAGGGGACGAUCCUUACCAUGAGCGCUAUGUUGAACGUCUGCAGGGUGUGUACACUGAAUGGCAGACUCGAAUGGAAACAGUUGCCAUGCUUGAGCGACAUAUCAUGCAGGCACAGGCACGUGCUAUGUCUGCUGAUGAACGUGACAUUUACCAAGCCAACAAGAAAUGUGGCCACUACAGUGAUUUGGGUCUGCCUCCACAACGAGCACACUUCAAGUCUUGUAUUGAUAAUCAUCUGCUUCGGGAACAUCAUCUGCUGACUCCUGAAGAUUAUGCUACUGAAGAGCCAGUGCAUGUACCUCUUCCUUCAGGUCCUCCUAUACCUUCCUAUGCAAGGGAAACUUUAUCGUCACAUCAGCAUAGUCAGCAGGAUGAAACAGAGUCACAACCCUUUGAGUCACCUGGCUCCAAAGAAAGCCUAGAAUAUUCCAUAUCUGUCUCAGAAGACUCCCGUGAAAAAGAAUUUGAAGUAGACAAGCCUGUACCUAUGGAGGACAAGUUUCCGGAAAAAUCUGCCUGGAAGACUCACAUGCGUACUGAAGAGCGGGAAGCAGAACGACAGAGUCUAGAAAAUUUACAAGCUAAAGCCAACUUCUUACGCAACGCUCAUUACAUUCCUCCUCUAGCAUCUGGAAAUAAGUCUCUCAUCAAACUACCAAAGCGGCAGCCAAAGGAAAUCAACAUCCAGCGCAAACCGGAGAAACAAGAGGAAGAAGAGGCACCAGUGUUUAUUGCCUCCCCUAAAGUAGUGGUUUUUAAUGACUACAAAGUAGGACAUGUUUAUGAGACUACCCUUGAGCUGAAGAAUGUUUCAACAGUCAUGCGAUCAUGCAGAGUGCUUCCUCCUACCACAUCAUUCUUUUCUGUAGGGCUAGGCCAGUUUCCAGGAAAUGAUGGACUUGUGGCUCCAGGCAUGAGUUGUCUGUAUCCAGUUCGCUUUGCACCAGACUCACUGAAAGAUUAUGAUGACAAAAUCAUCAUCCAGACACAAGCCAGCCAGUCACUGGUCAUCCAUUUACAGGGACGCAGAGAACCUCCAGUCCUCACCUUGCCCUCUAAUUUGGAUGUGGGAUACUGCCUUGUGGCUGGCUUCCAGGUGACGCAGUUUGCCUUGUGUAAUAAAGGAGGGCCUGGUCGCUUCUGUAUCAUGCCACGGACCUCAUGGCCUGCAACUAAUUUCAAGAGUGUGAUGGUAAAUGGAUCUGUGAUUCUUACCCCAUUUGAGAUAAGACCUUCAACAAUUGAGCUAGCCAGUGGACAAACUACAGUGAUAGAGAUUAUGUUCAGACCAACAGCUGUACGGAUCUACACGCAAGAGUUCACAAUUCUUUGUGACAACUGCCAUGCAAAGCACUUUACAUUAAAAGGUGAAGGACAGAUUGUGAAGGUGACCUUGACACAGGUAGAGCGAGGAGAGGAAGAAGCACUUCCAGGAGAAAUGCGUGAUUGUACAGCACAACAUCUCAUCAAGUUUGAUGAUCUAAACCCGUUCACCUACACAGAGCGAGCCAUCUCUGUCAAGAACUGCACGGACGUAGAGCUGCCAUUCCAGUGGAUGGUUUAUAAGCCUCAGAUGCCUAGAGGUCUUCCAGAAAACGCUGCUGCCCCUGAUGGUCUGAUUAUAUCAGAGCAAGAAGAAGACCGUGUACCUGAGCUCAACUCUGUUUUUAGUGUCCACCCAUCACGUGGUUUUCUAAUGCCUGCAGAUACCAUGGAAUUUUUCAUCACCUUUGCCCCACCUGUUGUCAGUGAGUUCCACAGUGUGGUGCACCUUCUCCUUCAGCAAAUGCCAGCGACUAGUCAGGGGGUCAGAAUUGCCAUCAGUGAGGAUGAACAUUCUUCUCCUGAUGAAAAUGAUGAAUUUUAUGCAGAACUCAAUCCUUCUGACCCCCAAGAUUUGAAAUUUUGUGACCUCACAGGCUUGGAAAUAGAGCUGAAGGGCCGCAGUGUUCCUCUGAAUGUUGUGCUACAUCCCUAUGCUUUGUACUUAUCUGGCAGCCAUCUCUUUGGCACAACAGUCAAAAAACUUUUUACUAUGGCCAACCAUAGCUUCUCUACCAUAAACUUCCAAUGGGAGGCAGUGCAUGACUCACAAAUAAUUUUGGAAGUGGAACCACCCUAUGGUGAACUUGACCCUGGCAUGGCAAUGGAUCUGGAAGUGAGCAUCACAGGCUGUGCACCUGGCCACAUCAGUCAGACAUUGUACUGCUCAGUGCUCAAUCUUGAUGAGCCUUUGCAUUUGCACAUUGAAGCUGACAUCAAGGGCCCAGAGGUAACCAUUGAUGAACCACACCUGAACUUUGGCCUUGUACGUCUGGGGGAUACAGUGGCCAAGGAGUUGACACUCACCAAUAUGGUGCAGCUUACCACAAAGUGGACACUGAAGGAUAUGCCUCAUCUACAGUCAGAAUCCAUGAUAGAAGCUUCGAAAGCCAGUGAAUUCACCUUUAUACCUAACUCUGGAGAGUUGCGACCCUUAGAGGAGACAAAAGUUACAGUAGUAUACAAACCAACUGACACGAAGACUGUACAGAAUACUUUUCUCCUGGAAGUGGAAAAUGGUGGCACAGUAGCACUGGGUGUCUGCGCAGAAGUGCAGAAGCCUGUUGUAUGUCUGCUGGCUUGUAACAUCCUCCUUCCAGAGGUUUAUGUGGGUGUCCCUGCUGAAUUCACUGCUGUUAUCCACAACCAGACACUUUUGCCUUCAAAGUUUGCUUGGGAUGCACCAGAGGGAUCUCAUGCUAGUGACUGCAUCAUCAAUAUUAGGGAGCCUAGAGGUUUGCUGACAGAGCGGGAGCAACGUGUUUUGUCAUUCAGUUUCUGCGCACAACGAGAGGGAGACUUCAGUGAAGUGCGGAUUCCAUGUUUUAUUGAGGGUCAGGAGGAACCUCUUUUCCUGAACAUCAGCUGCACAGUCUUGGGCCUGUCAGUGAGAUACAGAACUUGUACUGAUGGCUUGCUGAUCAGGGAUGACUGCUUCUUAAAUAUUGAGGAUAUGACACUGGGUCAGUCAAAGACAUUUUACUUGCACAUCUGCAACCAGACAGCGAUAACAGCUGACUUCUCUUUGGUGAUGGAAAAGUUUCCUGCUGUAGUUCCAUCACCGCCACAGUUCAACCAUCCUGGACAUUCUGACAGCAAAGGAAGACCUUCUCUUAUACGAACACCUAAUCUGGCAGAUCCAUUGAGCAAGAUGCCUGUCAAGUCUAUGGCUGAUAUGAAAAGGACUGUACUUGGUCUAAAAAGAGGACUUGCCUUCCUUCUUCAGCCUUCUUCAGGCACACUAACACCAUUCAGUGAACAGAUCAUUGCCGUCACUGCUUUUUCAAACAUGUGGGGUCACUACUGUGACAACAUUAUUUGCAAGGUAGGUGAGUUGGAUCCUACCUAUAUACCUGUAAACAUCAACAUCACAGGGUGUCCGCUUAACUUCCAGAUGACUGCUGCUAAUCCUGAUCAAAAAACUACACUCAGAUAUGGCACUCUAGUGGCAGGUGUGGCUCCAGUGACUCGCUUUAUGCAGAUCAAUAAUAUUAGCCCAUAUGAUGUGCGGCUUGACUGGAAGGUGUUUAACUGUUUCUCAAAUGAUGAGAAGCUUUUGGACUUAGUUGUGUGCUAUGGCAGAGCUUUUCCCCAACGAGAUGCUUAUGGUAAUGAAGUUGUACCUUCUGUGACAGAUGCAGGACCAGCCAUUCCCACAAGAGAACCAUCUGACUAUGCACCAGGUUCAGCAGAAACUAAAUCCCAGGAAUUUUCAUAUGAUGCUACAGUCAGUGCUGACAGUCAGGACAGUGUGAGAAGCAAUGGGAAUACAGAGCAGUCCUUCAGAGAUCGUCCUAAACUGAUCUCUCUCUUCCUCAGGCCACAUGAUGGUGUGGAGGGCUUGAAGCCAUUCACCAUCAGCCCUUCUCAGCUGGUAAUUCCAGCUUAUAACCACAAAGGAGUGCACAUGAUCUUCACACCUCCACCUGUUGAAGAAGUGACAGAGCCCACUGACUGCAUCAGUUAUGCCAUGGGUUUUAUGAGCCUGGACAGCAUGAACGCAAAUAUACCUGGCACAGUAGAGAGAUCGGAAGGAUAUUUAGCAGCAACUCUUAGAGUGGACUUUACAGCUCAUGUCAAACCUGCUUUACUGACUGUUGAAGAGGCUGAUGAGGAUGGCAUGUAUUACUGUGCAGCAAUGAGCGACAUUCUUGAUGGAGAAAAAGUUAUGUCUGAGUUCCUGCACACUUGCAGUGUCAAGCUGUCAAAUACAACACAGACACCUUUGACAUUUUGUCUGAAAGUGAACCCACCUUUUGUCAUGGUUAACCUUAACCCAGCCAGUAACACCGCAAACGCCACUAGAUCUCAUGAAACUGGCUUCCAUACUUUAAAACCAAGCCAUCACAUUAUGGUAAAGGUGGCUUUGCGCAUCACACCCACACUGCUGUCUGAGUAUCAAAUGACUUGCACAGAGAACGAAGGGAAACAACUGUCUACAGAGAAGAGCCUUGAGAUUAAUGAUGAUCUGAUUAUCGAAUUCAACAACUCAGCCCAGCAGAAAGUGACUCUGCGGGCAAAGGUAGCAGUGCCCAACAUGGUUUUGUCAUGCUCAGAACUGGAUUUUGGUAUCUGUCUUGUGGGCCAACGGCGUGAGCUGCAAAUAUUCAUUUCAAAUACCACAGCUUCUCACUGCAAGUGGUCUGCCAGCUUUGAGAGCAAGUCUGACACCUGUACACAGGACACCUUUCAGAUCAGUCCAACCCAUGGGCAGCUGGAUGCAUACAUCACUCACAUCAGCAAUAGCAAGACAUUACUCAGUGUCUACUUUACGGCAAAACAUGCUGAAACAUACGAGGCAGUGAUCCUCUUUGGUGGCGUUUUAGGAGAGUCAGCACAGCGUCUACAUUUACGAGGCCAAGGAUCCUAUGAUGGCAAGCAUGAGGCAAUACUCAAUGUCUGAUUGUUUCUUCACGCAUAACCUUGUAGCUUCGAAUUUCCAACACUUCAUGCAAGAGAAAAAAGUGAAAUGUACAAAUGAAACUGAUUCACAUUGAUCUUGAGAAUACAGAGGAUCAAUCUUUGGCCAUAUGGCUUCAGCAAAGAUCAGCACCUUUGAAGUUCAGGUUUGAGAAUGGUUUAUCUAACCAACAAAAACUGUUAAGCUAUGUGAGGCUGUUGCUGCUGUGAAGAUGUGCCCUGUUCUUUAAUGUGCACAGACUGGUCCCAAUGGGACAUGAUCAUCAAACACUAUGAGAGAAUGAAAAAUAACACCUUUACCUCUAUAAAUCUCUUCUUGUGGUUUUAUUGUAAAUCCUUCCUGGCAGAGUUAGUAAAUUACAGUUGCAAUAAAAUCUAUUGGAGCUGUUGCUCAUCAAGAUGUUAAUACAUUAACGCACAUGAGAACAUUACUGAUACAAUAAUUUUCAAACUAUUUAGUUUUAAUAAUACCAUAUUAAAAUAUAUAUGUUUAUACAAAGCAUAAAUGUAAAAUUAUAAUAAAA
This is a messenger RNA of Pomacea canaliculata, 5822 nucleotides long. RefSeq names its product deleted in lung and esophageal cancer protein 1-like. The record is from RefSeq and is a predicted model, not a curated record. NCBI's taxonomy places the organism in Eukaryota, Metazoa, Mollusca, Gastropoda, Architaenioglossa, Ampullariidae. Gene Ontology annotation, biological process: negative regulation of cell population proliferation.